Messenger RNA from Phyllostomus hastatus (greater spear-nosed bat), 1768 nucleotides. RefSeq names its product DnaJ heat shock protein family (Hsp40) member C22 (gene DNAJC22). The transcript is spliced from 4 exons. The coding region runs from base 383 to 1402 and encodes 339 amino acids. Lineage: Eukaryota; Metazoa; Chordata; Mammalia; Chiroptera; Phyllostomidae. Gene Ontology annotation, cellular component: early endosome; plasma membrane. The record is from RefSeq and is a predicted model, not a curated record. Gene Ontology annotation, biological process: endocytosis.
ACAGAAAGACAAAGUCCAUUUGGAUGGAAGUGGGAGCGGAGUGAGAGGGGCCAUUUUGACGCCGUGGUCCAAGGAAGUGGCUGGGCUGCCGAGCCGGGGAGCCGGGGCGCCGGGGCGCCCAGGCCCGGCCGCUCGCCCUGGGGCUCGUCGGGACUGGCUGGUGGUCCUGAGGCCCGCUCUACGAGGAGGGGAGAUUGGCACGCACACUGCGGCGUCUGGUUUGGUAUUCUGGGGGUUCACGGCUGCUUUGGAGAGGCUUUCCAGGGUCUAAGGAUAACUCUGGGGCCAUGAUGGCCAUGAUUCUCACAGAGGACCCCAGAUUUCUGCACUCUGAGCAAUGUCAGAUGUCACCAGACUUGUCCUGAGACCUUUUCCCUGAAGGAUGGCCAAGGGGCUCCUGGUGACCUAUGUCCUCUGGGCUAUCGGGGGCCCUGCUGGGCUGCACCACCUGUACCUGGGCAGGGACAGCCAUGCACUGCUCUGGAUGCUUACCCUGGGAGGUGGUGGUCUGGGCUGGCUCUGGGAGUUCUGGAAGCUCCCAAGCUUUGUAGCUCAGGCCAACAGGGCCCAGGGACAGAGGCAGAGUUCAGGACGGGGGACACCCCCUCUGAGUCCCAUUCGCUUUGCCGCCCAGAUGAUAGUGGGCAUCUACUUUGGCCUCGUGGCUCUCAUUAGCCUUUCCUUCAUGGCCAGCUUCUAUGUUGUGGGCCUCCCACUGGCAGUUGGCUUAGGAGUUUUGCUGGUGGCUGCUGUUGGCAACCAGACUUCAGACUUUAAGAACACACUAGGGGUGGCGUUUCUCACUUCCCCUAUCUUCUAUGGCCGCCCCAUAGCUAUCCUGCCCAUCAGCUUGGCGGCCAGCAUCACAGCCCAGAAGCAUCGCCGCUACAAAACUUCAGUUGCGUCAGAGACACUUAGUGUGCGGCUCUACCGUCUGGGCUUAGCUUACCUUGCGUUCACGGGCCCGCUAGCAUACAGCACCCUCUGCAACACAGCUGCCACCCUCAGUUAUGUGGCAGAGACCCUUGGCUCCUUCUUGAAUUGGUUCAGCUUCUUCCCCCUCCUUGGCCGUCUCAUGGAGUCUGUCCUCCUCCUGCCUUACCGUGUCUGGAGGCUGCUGGUGGGGACUCUUGGCUUCAGCAGCAGCUACUUCCAGGAGUGGGAGAAGCUCUAUGAGUUUGUUCACAGUUUUCAGGAUGAGAAGCGGCAGCUGGCUUACCAGGUUUUGGGUCUCUUAGAGGGGGCAACAAAUGAAGAAAUACAUCAGAGAUACCGGAAGCUGGUGAAGAUCUGGCACCCUGACCACAACCAGCACCAGACAGAAGAGGCUCAGAGGCACUUCCUGGAAAUCCAGGCUGCAUAUGAAGUCCUGAGUCAGCCCAGGAAGCCCAGGGGAUUCUAGAGGUUAGCCAUCUUUUGCUACAAAGAACAAAAACCAACAAGAAGUCCUGUCUUGGUGAGAACCCGCCUUUCAUCUCAUAUCCCUCUCGGUGACCAGAGGGCUGACUUUGGAUGAGUCGCUUCAUCACUCUGGGCCUCAGGAUUUUCCUUGCAGCACGAGGAAGUGGGACUUGGAUGACUUCUAAGAUUGCUUUCAACACUGGAUUCUGGGUUCUUUUUUGCCCAGCCUUAUGUUAAAUGGCUUGGUUUGUCAUCUUUUGUGUGCCCUGUUGUGGACACUGUCUUGUGAAGGAAAGAAAAUAGGUAAUGGCUUGAAGAACAAUGUAAUGGUCACCAUCACCCCCCAAUAAAAAAUCCACCUCUGUCA